AUGGUACCAGAAGUCUCUCACCACCCCCUCCACCGCGCCGACGGCUCAGCAUCAUACUGCAACAACCUCUUUACCAUUCUAGCUUCCGUCAACGGGCCCAUCGAAGUCCAACGCCGCGAUGAACUCGCUGAGGAAGCAGCAAUAGCAGUAAACCUCCGUCCUGCGGCAGGUAUUACUAAGACACCGGCGCUGAGGAUGCAGGGAGCGGUGAGGGAUGUGGGUGUUCUGCCAGGGUUGGUUAAUGCGGCGUUCUUGGCACUCGUGGAUGGCGGGUUGCGUUUGGAUUGUUCGGUCGUGGCUACGUUGUUUACGGUCACGGACAGUGGGGUGUAUGAGGAGGAGCCGGACGAGAAGCAGUUGGUGGGGUGUAAGAGUGUGCAUGCGAUGGCUUAUAGUCAUCGUGGGGAACUGUUGUUGAAUGAGUCUGCUGGGAGGUUUCCGUGGAGUGAGUGGGAGGGUGUUGCGGAGAGGGCGGAGAAGACGUGUUUCGCUGCUAUGGCGUCGGCGACGGGUGAUGAGGAGAUGGCGGGAGGGGUGGUGGAGAAGUCGCCGUGGUUGAGACACGAGUUGGAGGAGAGGGCGAGAGUUGCUGUGGCGUGGAGGGAGACGACAUGA
Molecule: messenger RNA, 615 nt
Organism: Recurvomyces mirabilis
Lineage: Eukaryota; Fungi; Ascomycota; Dothideomycetes; Mycosphaerellales; Teratosphaeriaceae
Gene: RRP46
Product: exosome non-catalytic core subunit rrp46
Exons: 2
Coding region: 1-615 (204 amino acids)
Biological process (GO): poly(A)-dependent snoRNA 3'-end processing; rRNA catabolic process; nuclear mRNA surveillance
Cellular component (GO): cytoplasmic exosome (RNase complex); nuclear exosome (RNase complex); nucleolus
Source: RefSeq, a predicted model, not a curated record